Messenger RNA from Gilbertella persicaria, 1595 nucleotides. RefSeq names its product prepro-carboxypeptidase Z. Gene Ontology annotation, biological process: proteolysis. Bases 111 to 1478 code for a protein of 455 amino acids. Gene Ontology annotation, cellular component: fungal-type vacuole. The transcript is spliced from 11 exons. The record is from RefSeq and is a predicted model, not a curated record. NCBI's taxonomy places the organism in Eukaryota, Fungi, Mucoromycota, Mucoromycetes, Mucorales, Choanephoraceae. Gene Ontology annotation, molecular function: serine-type carboxypeptidase activity.
CAGCUGUUUAUUGCAUCACAUAUUCCCGGAAAGUUAAACUGUUUGACAGGCAAGUAAUUUCCAUCCUAACUAUGCUUGUUUGAAAACCUCUAGUAUCGACAAAAAAAAACAUGAAGCUAUUACGGACAACAUUGCUAGCAUUUCUAUAUCUUUCAGUACAGAUUUAUGCUCAAGAAAGUACAACGAUUGAUUAUAAAGUCUUUAAGAGUAGCAUAAAAGAGGGCUAUGGCAUUCGAUCUGUCAGCCCGAAUCUAUGUGAUCCUAAUGUGACACAGUAUUCAGGCUAUUUCGAUAUGGGACCGGAUCAUCAAUACUUUUUUUGGUUCUUUGAAAGCCAAAAUGAGCCUGAGACAAAGCCAUUGACAGUAUGGCUAAAUGGAGGACCUGGAUGUUCUAGCAUGAUAGGACUGUGGCAAGAAAAUGGUCCUUGUAGAAGCCAAGAAAAUGGAACUAAAAUUGAAUACCAUCCUUACACUUGGAAUCGAUACGCAAAUAUGCUUUUUAUUGACCAGCCCACAGGCAGUGGCUAUUCGUAUGGAAACAACUCUGCUAGUCGUGUACAAGAUGCCGCAGAAACAUUUUACGAUGCAAUUCACCUAUUUUAUGAAGCUUUUCCAAAAUAUAAGCAACUUCCUUUUCAUAUAUUUGGCGAGUCAUUUGCUGGACGAUAUAUUCCUAUUUUUGCUGACUAUAUUGCCAAAAGAAACCAAAACUCAACAAACUUGAUACCCUUAGAAUCUGUUGGUAUUGGAAAUGGUUGGACAAACCCUUUAUUACAAAUGAAAUCUAAUUCGGAAAUGGCAUGCAAUUCCAGCUAUGGUCAGUUGUUACCUACUUCUAUUUGUGAAAGAAUGAGAAGGAACUACAAUGUAUGCGCUCGAUAUAUUGAAGCUUGCUAUGCUUCAGAUACCACGGAAGAUUGUACUGCAGCAGACCGAUACUGUUCAAGAAACAUCGAUGCCCUUUUUAAUAGGUCUGGAAGAAAUGUGUACGAUGUCAGAAGAAUAUCCAGUUCAAUUGAACCUCCUGAAGACUUUAUUACCUUAUUGAAUCGCCCAGAUAUACAACAAACUUUGGGUGCAGAGCCAAGAAAAUUUGAGCAAUGUUCGGAUAGACCUUACGAAGCUAUGAUUUAUACAGGAGAAGGUAUGCGAAAUUCGUCACCAUGGAUUGUUUCUCUAUUGACUCAAGGCAUAAGAGUUUUACACUAUGCUGGAGAUGCGGACUACCUUUGUAAUUGGUACGGUGUUCAUGCUUUAACACUGGAUCUUAAAUUCAACGGUAGCGAGCAAUUUAGUAACGAUACUCUAAAGCCUUGGAUAAUUCAAGGCAAAGAAGCAGGUCAAAUCCAACGUUCCGAUUUACUCACAUUUAUCCGUGUAUAUGAAGCAGGCCAUGAAGUUCCUUAUUAUCAACCUGUUAAUGCACUCGGCAUGUUUUAUGAAUGGAUCACAGGCCAAACGUUUAAUGAUCAAUAGUCUAUAUUAAUUCUAUACUAUAAAUAUACAAAUGCAUACACUGGGGUAAAAAGAAAAUUAUCUACAGCUUCAUCUUUUUGUUCUUCUUUGAUACAGGCUUCUUUUUGUUUCCACUGC